Molecule: messenger RNA, 618 nt
Organism: Periophthalmus magnuspinnatus
Lineage: Eukaryota; Metazoa; Chordata; Actinopteri; Gobiiformes; Gobiidae
Gene: rps27a
Product: ribosomal protein S27a
Exons: 6
Coding region: 107-577 (156 amino acids)
Biological process (GO): modification-dependent protein catabolic process; translation; protein ubiquitination
Cellular component (GO): ribosome; cytoplasm; nucleus
Molecular function (GO): structural constituent of ribosome; protein tag activity; ubiquitin protein ligase binding
Source: RefSeq, a predicted model, not a curated record
GCCUAAACCCGUGCAGAGGUUUGUAGAAAACCCCGUGGCCGCGGUGGAAAGCCCUCUUCUCAUGAUCCGCCAUUAGGAGCACACCGGUGGUGGAUUGAACGGCAGGAUGCAGAUUUUCGUUAAAACCCUCACGGGGAAGACCAUAACCCUCGAGGUUGAGCCUUCAGACACUAUUGAAAAUGUCAAGGCCAAAAUCCAAGACAAAGAAGGCAUCCCUCCUGAUCAGCAGAGGUUGAUCUUCGCUGGUAAACAGUUGGAAGAUGGACGCACUCUUUCAGACUACAACAUCCAGAAGGAAUCUACUCUGCACUUGGUGCUGAGGCUGCGCGGUGGUGCCAAAAAGAGAAAGAAGAAGUCUUACACCACCCCUAAGAAGAACAAGCACAAGAGGAAGAAGGUCAAGCUCGCAGUGCUCAAGUACUACAAGGUGGAUGAGAAUGGUAAAAUCCACCGUCUGAGGCGGGAGUGCCCUGCUGAUGAGUGUGGGGCUGGAGUGUUCAUGGCCAGUCACUUCGACCGUCACUACUGCGGAAAGUGCUGCCUCACUUACUGCUUCAACAAGCCCGAGGACAAGUGAAGGGCUGCACGGACGUUUAAUAAAGAAAAUGUUUGACUAAA